Molecule: messenger RNA, 1056 nt
Organism: Penicillium samsonianum
Lineage: Eukaryota; Fungi; Ascomycota; Eurotiomycetes; Eurotiales; Aspergillaceae
Product: F-box domain protein
Exons: 2
Coding region: 1-1056 (351 amino acids)
Molecular function (GO): protein binding
Source: RefSeq, a predicted model, not a curated record
AUGCCAACUUACUUAACAGAUCUAGUGGGAUAUGGCCCCGAGCUCCAAACGCAGCAACGAUUUUACCCUUUAAAACGACCCAUUGUCAAGGGGCUUCGAGAAGCCGCGAAACAAUUCCCAAAGACGCCCAAUACAGCAAAUCGCUCUGGUCCUGAGAAUAGUAUUGUGCUUCACUCUGGCUGCUUUGGAAUCUUCCCUAUCGAGACACGGGUUCAAAUCGCAACUUACCUUUCUACCGUCGACUUCCUAAGUCUACGACAGUCAUCCCGAGCAAUGGUAGUUGUCUUUGGAAUGCAAUCAUUCUGGAAGUCAAGAUUCUUAGCGAAUGGAGACCGUGGGUUUCUGAACUGUCGAGCAGCAGAUCCCAGAAACUAUGAUAGCAAGGACUGGCGACUCAUAUACCGCUGUACAGCAAAGAUUGAUCGGUCUCAUGAGCACCUCUGGGCGGCACGGCGACAGUGGAGAAAUAACCGAUGGCUAAGAGAAAGAUAUUCAAUGAUCAGAGCCUCGGACGAGCACAUUAUCUCCAGCCAGAGAUUACUUGGUGAAUUAUGCUGGAAAGAGGUUUCUACUGGACUUCGAUGCGAUAGAGAUGGCAAACAAGGGAAAGAUUGGAGGAAAUGUCGCACUUGUCGGGCGAAGCAUACCUUCUUUUCUCAAGUCGCUCUAUUAGAAAGCUCUAUCACCGGCUUAGCUGUGUCCAUCCUGCGCGAGGGGACAGAGACCUAUAUUACUGGUUUCGACCUGCUGAAUGCAGAUCCGGAAAGGCCAAACACAAUUUUUGGGUAUCGGCUACCAGGUGAAUUCGUGACAAUAAAUCUUUACGGUGAGCAACUGAUAGGAUUUACGGUGAUUAACGGCGAAGCUGGAAUACAUGCAAUACGCCCCAUUUUCAAUAAGACCACCACCACCACCACCACCACCACCACUAGCUGGGUAGGACUACCAGAGGGUAACGGGAUCUGCAAUUCAACGGAACUAGUCCUUGAGCGAGAGAUUAAAGCUAUUUCGGGGAAGUUCGAUUUUGUGACCAUCUUCAGGGCUGCCUCCCAGUGA